AGAUGCUGUCCCCAGAACCAUUAACAAGCUGCCUUGUAAAGAAGCUGUAACAGUUCAGCAGACGCAGAUGCCUUUCUAUGGCAAAGACAGGACAUCUGUGAGACCUGUGCAGAAUUUUGAACAAAACUUUACACCCUCUGACUCCUCAAGUCCAGAAAAUAAAAGUUUAGAAGUUAGUGAUACACGUUUUCAUAACUUUUCAUUUUGUGAAUUGAAGAAUGUCACAAAUAACUUCGAUGAACGACCCAUAUCUAUUGGUGGUAAUAAAAUGGGAGAGGGCGGAUUUGGAGUUGUGUAUAAAGGCUUCGUGCACAACACAACUGUGGCAGUGAAGAAACUUGCAACAAUGGUUGACGUUAGUAUUGAAGAACUAAAACAACAGUUUGAUCAAGAAAUAAAAGUAAUGGCAAAGUGUCAACAUGAAAACUUAGUAGAACUACUUGGUUUCUCGAGUGAUGGAGAUGACCUCUGCUUAGUAUAUGUUUACAUGCCCAAUGGUUCACUGUUAGACAGACUGUCUUGCCUGGAUGGUACUCCACCUCUUUCUUGGAACAUGAGAUGCAAGAUUGCUCAGGGUGCAGCUAAUGGCAUCAGUUUUCUCCAUGAAAACCAUCAUAUACAUAGAGACAUUAAAAGUGCAAAUAUCUUACUAGAUGAAGCCUUUACUGCCAAAAUAUCUGACUUUGGGCUUGCACGGGCUUCUGAGAAGUUUGCCCAGACGGUCAUGACUAGCAGAAUUGUGGGAACAACAGCGUAUAUGGCACCUGAAGCUUUGCGAGGAGAAAUCACACCCAAAUCUGACAUUUACAGCUUUGGUGUGGUUUUACUAGAAAUAAUAACUGGACUUCCAGCUGUGGAUGAACACCGUGAACCUCAGUUAUUGCUAGAUAUUAAAGAAGAAAUUGAAGAUGAAGAAAAGGCAAUUGAAGAUUAUAUUGAUACGAAGAUGAAUGACGCUGAUCCUACUUCAGUUGAAGCUGUAUACUCUGUUUCUAGUCAAUGUCUGCAUGAAAAGAAAAAUAAAAGACCAGAUAUUAAGAAGGUUCAACAGCUGCUGCAAGAGGUGACAGCUUCUUAGAACUUUAUUGGAAUAGAUUUUUGACUUUUUAUAUUCAGCUAUCUAAACCAUUUUUAAACUAAUUUUUUUAAACGUUCUUCUUUACCUUUAACAAGGUAGCCUGGUACAGUGCAGUGGUUAUUAAAGCAUGAGUUGAACUUCCAACAUAUAGAACAGAUAAAAGUAAAAGUAAAGCCACCAUAUCAACACUUAGCACCACCCACUUAGUAUCACCCUGACUUCCUGAAAUAAUCCCUGAGACAUCGCCUUUAAACAUCAUCAAACACUGUUUGAAAACUAUAGGAUUAGCAAAAAGAAAACAGGCUAUGUAUAGCAUCAAAAGACCCUGGUCUGAAGCCUGACUCCACUAUGAAUUUGCUGUAAAGCUUUGGUCAAACUCUUAGCAGCUGUGAGCCUUGGUUUUUUCACUUACAACAUUGGACUAUUAUCUGCUGUACUUCUCUAACAGGUAGUCAUAAAAAUCAAAUGAUGCAGAAUAUAUACAAGCACUUUGCAAAUUAGAAAUUGAUAUAAAAUUUAAAGUUUAUAGAGACAGUUAUAAAGUACUAUUACAACACUAUGUUUAUAGGCUCAUGUUCACAGUGUUAUUUUAAGCAAUCAUUCACCACAAACCAAAUAUCCCCUAAUGAUGCUGCUGUAAUGUUAAGUCUGUAAUUCUCUUAUGUUACAUGGCAAAUUUGAAGGAAUUUUUUGUAGAUAUAAUUAAGGUUCCUAAUCAACUACUUUUGAGUAUCAAAAGGGAGACUGUGUUGAAUGGGCCUGACUUAAUCAGGUGAACCCUUACAAGAAGUCAGAGAUUCUCCCCUGGCCUUGAAGAAGUACCAUGAUGUGAUAAAGCCAUAUUGGCUAAAACCUACAGAUGGCCUCUGGGAGAUGAGAAACACCCUCCAGCUAUCAGCAAGCAGGAAAAAAAAAUUGGACCUCAUUUGUACAACCACAAGGAACUGAAUUCUGCCAACAACCUGAAUGAACUUAGACAAGUACUCCCAGCUUCAGGUAAUACCACAGCCUGGGCUGAUAUCUAGAUUUCAACUUUGCCAGACCCUCGGUAUGAGAAUCUGAGCUUGCCUGGACUUCUGACUUACAGAACUGUGAGAUGAUAAUAAAUGGGGUUGCAUUAAGCCAAGUUUAUGGUAAUUUAUUAUGCAGCAAU
This is a messenger RNA of Propithecus coquereli (Coquerel's sifaka), 2231 nucleotides long. RefSeq names its product interleukin-1 receptor-associated kinase 4 (gene IRAK4). Bases 68 to 1078 code for a protein of 336 amino acids. Gene Ontology annotation, molecular function: magnesium ion binding; ATP binding; protein serine/threonine kinase activity. The transcript has 9 exons. The record is from RefSeq and is a predicted model, not a curated record. Gene Ontology annotation, biological process: signal transduction; protein phosphorylation. NCBI's taxonomy places the organism in Eukaryota, Metazoa, Chordata, Mammalia, Primates, Indriidae.